Molecule: messenger RNA, 879 nt
Organism: Lachancea nothofagi CBS 11611
Lineage: Eukaryota; Fungi; Ascomycota; Saccharomycetes; Saccharomycetales; Saccharomycetaceae
Source: the annotation of a GenBank genome assembly
AUGGCUAUCAACAGGCUGACACUCGGUAUGAACCGAGUCUCAAACUACGCCGUUUUUCAAAAAUGGAAAAUCACGGAUGUUAUGCUAUGUGUGUUGCUUUACGUGAUAAACAUCCCAAUAUAUUAUGCUAAACCGUUCGAGCGGCAAUUUUACCUAAACGAUCCAACAAUAUCACAUCCACAUGCUGGUACACAGAGGGUCGGUAGUGUGGCGCUGUUUGUAUACAGCUUGGUGGUACCUGUGGUAACAAUCGUCGUGUUUUCGCUUGUUCUGGCGGAUCCAAAACACAGAGUGUACCUGAUGUACAUCUCGCUGCUAGGUCUAUUUCUUUCUUGGACGUCCACCAAUUUGCUGACAGACUUUCUCAAAAACUGGAUUGGAAGGCCACGUCCUGACUUCUUGGCACGCUGCGAGCCCAGAGAGGGAACUCCACUGAACGUCCUGGUGACAGCUUCGGAGGUUUGUAUGACGGAAAACAUCGGGCGCUUGAUGGAUGGCUUCCGAUCAACGCCUAGCGGUCACUCCAGUGAGAGCUUUUCGGGUUUGGGUUACCUCUAUUUAUGGCUGACAGGCCAGUUACUCGCUGAAAGUCCAAGCGUCGGCCAGUGGAGAAAAACAUUAGCGUUUUUGCCACUGGUUGGUGCCACUACUAUUGCGAUUUCUAGAACUGAAGACUAUAGACACCAUUUUGUGGAUGUUAUUUUGGGCAGUGUUAUCGGCAUGUUUAUCGCUUACAAGACGUACUCCGCAAAUUUCCCUCCAGUCUCGAGCGAAUUACCAUUUAAACCAUUCCUCGACGAUAGCGAUAUUGGACUAGUAUACUCCGAUACCGCGAAGUUGAUUACCGACGAAGAAGCGGAGCCUCUCAGUUCUACAUAG